UAUUAAUAAUAAUAAUAAUAAUAACGAUAAUAGGAGAAGGGCAGGAUCGCGAACAGUGCGAAUAGAACACGCGAUGACGUUACGACGAUGACCUUGUGCGAGUCUUCCGAGGAGAAGGCGUCUCCAACAAAGUUAAUAGCUUACCGAAAGGCGAUCGACAACUUGGACAACGACCGGAAAUGGCAGACCGACACGGCCGUAGGAAAGAGGAUCGGCCUGUACAAGCUAAGCGGAGAGUUGGGCAAAGGGAAUUUUUCGCAAGUGAAAACUGGAUACCACGAGUUGACCAAAGGUACCUAGGGCCGCGACCUUGACUGAUUAAACGGAUCAAAUGAAACACUUUGACGAUAUUUAUAAAUGACACUAGAAUCGAUAUUUUCAAAAAUACAUCUUAAGUAUAUUGAUA
Acyrthosiphon pisum (pea aphid) is the source of this 406-nucleotide messenger RNA. RefSeq names its product serine/threonine-protein kinase NIM1-like. Lineage: Eukaryota; Metazoa; Arthropoda; Insecta; Hemiptera; Aphididae. The transcript is spliced from 3 exons. Bases 88 to 300 code for a protein of 70 amino acids. The record is from RefSeq and is a predicted model, not a curated record.